Molecule: messenger RNA, 2119 nt
Organism: Hemiscyllium ocellatum (epaulette shark)
Lineage: Eukaryota; Metazoa; Chordata; Chondrichthyes; Orectolobiformes; Hemiscylliidae
Product: long-chain-fatty-acid--CoA ligase 6-like
Exons: 20
Coding region: 16-2112 (698 amino acids)
Biological process (GO): long-chain fatty acid metabolic process; very long-chain fatty acid metabolic process; long-chain fatty-acyl-CoA biosynthetic process
Cellular component (GO): endoplasmic reticulum; membrane
Molecular function (GO): arachidonate-CoA ligase activity
Source: RefSeq, a predicted model, not a curated record
UCUCUCAUUGAGAAGAUGCAAGCAAAGGAAAUCUUGAGGAAUCUGCAGCUACUGGAAUUGGAUGAAAUCAGCCAGUUUUUUCACACAAUUCCUCCACCAACACUGCUAGGCAUUGCUUCAUUUGCAGCUAUUAUAGCAUACUGGCUAACCACCAGACCCAAAGCCUUAAAGCCACCCUGUGACCUUUCAAUGCAGUCAGUGGAAAUUGAGGGCACUGACCAAGCUCGUGGCUCUGUAUUAGGUGACAGCCUUCAGCUUAUGACACACUAUCACGAUGAUGCAAGGACAAUGUAUGAAGUAUACCAACGAGGAUUACACAUAACAGGGGAUGGCCCAUGCUUGGGAUUCCGAAAACCCAAACACCCCUAUCAGUGGCUCUCCUAUAAAGAGGUUGCAAACCGAGCUGAGAACUUGGGAUCUGGACUGCUCCAAAAAAACUGCAGGUCAUCUCCAGACCAGUUCAUUGGUGUUUUUGCACAGAACAGACCUGAGUGGAUUAUUGCUGAACUGGCAUGCUACACCUACUCCAUGGUAAUAGUGCCACUUUAUGACACACUUGGACCUGAAGCCAUCCGCUACAUAAUUAACACAGCUGAGAUUUCCACAGUUAUCUGUGAUAAGGUAGAAAAAGCCAAAGUUCUUUUGAAGAACGUGGAGAUGAAGGAGACUCCAGACUUGGAGAUAGUCAUCCUUAUGGAUCCAUUUGACAUGGACUUGGUUCAGAUGGGAAAUGACUGUGGAGUGCAAAUACUGGCACUCCGGGAAGUGGAGAACCUCGGACAAAUGAACAGGCGAACUCCAGUGCCUCCACGCCCUGAGGACCUAUCAAUUGUCUGUUUCACUAGUGGAACAACAGGAAAUCCUAAGGGCGCCAUGCUCACACACGGAAAUGUGGUAGCUGAUUUUUCAGGCUUUUUGAAAGUUACAGAGAAAGUGAUCUUUCCAAGACAGGAUGAUGUCCUUAUUUCCUUCUUGCCUCUGGCUCACAUGUUUGAGAGAGUUAUCCAGUCUGUCGUAAUAUGUCACGGAGGCCGGAUAGGUUUCUUCCAAGGUGAUAUUAGACUGCUGUCUGAUGAUAUGAAGGCCCUUCAUCCAACCAUUUUUCCUGUUGUUCCAAGACUGCUAAAUCGAAUGUAUGAUAAGAUAUUUAGCCAGGCAGGCACACCAGUAAAACGCUGGCUACUUGAAUUUGCAGCCAGAAGAAAGGCAACUGAAGUGCGAAAUGGCAUCAUACGGAACAACAGUCUGUGGGAUAAACUCUUUUUCAAAAAAAUACAGGAUAGCCUUGGAGGAAAGGUGAGAAUGAUUGUCACAGGUGCUGCCCCUGCCUCACCUGCUGUACUUGGCUUCCUAAGAGCAGCACUCGGUUGUCAGGUCUAUGAAGGUUAUGGACAGACUGAAUGUACAGCUGGAUGUACCUUUACCACACCUGGAGACUGGACAUCAGGACAUGUUGGAGCUCCAUUGCCUUGUAAUUAUCUCAAACUUAUCAAUGUAGAUGAAAUGAAGUAUUUUUCUGCUAAAGGAGAGGGAGAGAUCUGUGUGAAAGGACCAAAUGUGUUCAAAGGCUACCUCAAAGACACUGAGAAAACAGAUGAAGCACUGGACAAAGACAGUUGGUUGCAUACUGGGGAUAUUGGUAAAUGGUUACCUAAUGGCACUUUAAAAAUCAUAGACCGAAAGAAACACAUAUUCAAACUUGCUCAGGGAGAGUACAUUGCACCAGAGAAAAUUGAGAAUAUCUAUGUACGGAGUGAGCCUGUAGCCCAAGUGUAUGUCCAUGGAGAUAGUUUGCAGUCCUUCUUGGUGGGUAUUGUUGUACCUGAUCCUGAAGUCACAGAAGCCUGGGCAAGGAAAAAGGGAUUUGAACAUUCUUAUGCAGAACUAGCUAAAUCAGAGGCUUUUAAAAAAGCUCUUAUAGAAGACAUGGUAAAACUGGGAAAACAAGCUGGCCUUUAUUCAUUUGAACAGGUAAAAGCCAUCCAUCUCCACUAUGAAAUGUUCUCUGUCCAAAAUGGUCUGUUGACUCCAACACUUAAAGCGAAGAGGUCAGAAAUGCGAAAUUACUUCCGGAAACAAAUUGAAGACCUUUAUUCUAAUACUUCUAUAUGAAAAUAUU